AUGGGUACCUACGACGGCCCGCGGAGAGUGGCGGGUCUCUACGCGCGGGACGCUGUUCUCUGGGGAACGGAGGUGUUCGCCCCGUUGGAUGAGGCUCGCGGGGCGACGAUGGUCUCGUCAGAAGUGGUCCGCGAUACCCCUGAGCAAAUCUACGCUUAUUUCGACUGCUUCGCUCGGCUGCCGGGCUUGAAGCUGGUGGAGUUCCUCCCGCAGCGGGUGCGCGUGUACGGCGACUUCGCGGCGCAGACCGGAAUCCACAUCUUCGCGUGGCGGCGGGGAGAUGGGGGGGAGGGCGGGGAGGUGGAGGUGCGGGCCCGCUUCAGCUUCACCUUCCGGAGAAGAGACGACGGCGAUUGCGGCAGGCCAAACGCUUGGAUGAUCGUGGAGCACUGUUGCUCCUUGGAGUCGCCAGACGCCGCCGUUGCCGUGCCAACUGCGCGGCAGAGCUGUCCGGGAGGCCCGGAGCAGGGGGAGGAUGAGGUGGUGAACGGCGAGCUGGAAGCGGCGGCGCUCUCAUGCGCGGACCCCCCUGCACCAACGGAACCCGUUGCAUCCACGGAGCCCCCCGCACCCGGGGCCGGGGGGGGGAGCGGUGCACAAGACAUCCCCCGCGUUCCGCACAGCUUCCUGCUUGCCGAGUGCGGCAAUACCGAGAAGGCGUUCGCGAGAUGGAAAGCCACGUUGCUGUGGAGAGAAGAGUCGGGGGCCAACACGGCCUUGGCCACCCCGCACCCCCGCUUCGACCUCAUCAAGAAGCACUACCCCACCUACUUCCACGGAAAGGAUAAGACGGGAGCGGUGGUCUACUACGAGCAGCUGGGGCAGGUGAAGGACGACUUGCUACGACGGGAAGGCUUGGACGGGAAGCAGAUGCUCUGGCACUACAUGUACCAGCGGUCCGCACAUCUGCUUCUCCUGAGCUGGCCGCGAUGGUUCGACUGGAUAUACCGUUUCAUUCGACCUCUCCUUUCGGAGUCCACCAAGAGCAAGAUGACCUCUUGCACGGCGAACAGCGUGUACGAGACGCUCCUGUCGAAGAUCGAUAACGACCAGAUCCCCAAGGAGUACGGAGGGGCGUCCGAGUACGCGCUUGGGGAACACCCUUACGAGAGUGACACGGAGUUUGUGUGGCACUUCCUAGGCCGGAUAGUGGAGGUAGGUCUUGAGUGUGUGCGCGGUAAAAGUGGCGCGAGGUAA
Ectocarpus siliculosus is the source of this 1197-nucleotide messenger RNA. The record is from the annotation of a GenBank genome assembly. NCBI's taxonomy places the organism in Eukaryota, Phaeophyceae, Ectocarpales, Ectocarpaceae.